Messenger RNA from Drechmeria coniospora, 570 nucleotides. RefSeq lists its product as uncharacterized. Bases 1 to 570 code for a protein of 189 amino acids. The transcript has 3 exons. Lineage: Eukaryota; Fungi; Ascomycota; Sordariomycetes; Hypocreales; Ophiocordycipitaceae. The record is from RefSeq and is a predicted model, not a curated record.
AUGCACAUUUCUCAAAGCCUUAUUUUUGCAGCCACGUUGGCUAAAGGCGUCAUCGCCCUAGAGGCACCUAUACCCGGAUAUGGUGUUGAAGUGCUGCAGUGGGAUGUUGUGGUUUCUCCUGGCAAGGUAGAGGUUCUAAACGGCACGAUCCAGGAGGUCUACGCACAGGCUCUCCAAAUCAAUCCCGACUUCAAAAUUAUCCCCGUUUCUGAGAUGGAUCUGCACGAGCGGCGGGACAUCCUCGAGAGACGUCCUCCCGUCGAGUGUGGCAUCUGGCCUCUUGCGGAAAAAUUCAGAAUUGAGGAGGGUAUUGGGUACCUGCGUGGCUUAGAAGGGUCGCCUAGCCACGGCCCCGGUCCGGGUAUCUGCGCUCGGGUUAGCUGUUCAUAUAAUGCUGCUAUCUGGUGGUGCAAUGACAAUACAAACCCGAUCACUCUGGACAAGUGGUACUGGCUUGCCGAUAGCGCCCAGCAUAUUGUUAAUACUUGUGCUCCCUAUUCUGAGGAAGUUUCGGGGAAAAACGUGGAGGGGUCUAACUGGUAUUCAUUUAUCGGCCGUACAGAAUGCUAA